AUGACCGGGCUUCUUCUGGUGCUUUGGGCAUCGCUGGUGUCUGGGGGGCUCGCCGGAGGUAUGAUGGUCAACAAGGUACCAGCCCAAAACCUGAGCUGCUUCCAGUGCUUCAAGGUUCAUCAGGCCAGCCAGUGUCGGCCCAUAGAGUGCCAGCCCAAUGAAAAAGUCUGUGUGAGCAACGAGGUUCUCCUUUACACGAGUACAAAGAGAAGAGCUCAGAUCAGCAAGCGCUGUGCCACCACUUGUCCCAACUCCAAUAAUGUAAUUGAGUUGUCAUUGGGCAAUACUCAUGCCAGGAUCACCAGAAGAUGCUGUUCAUUGUAUCGCUGCAACAGAGCACCUGGGAGUUGGGAGGGGUUCUGGUCCUUACCAGGGAGGCUCCUGAUGCCAAUGGGUCUGGCCCUCUUUUGCACCCUGUUGUGA
This is a messenger RNA of Mus pahari (shrew mouse), 423 nucleotides long. Its product is annotated as lymphocyte antigen 6L-like. The coding region runs from base 1 to 423 and encodes 140 amino acids. Gene Ontology annotation, cellular component: plasma membrane. The record is from RefSeq and is a predicted model, not a curated record. NCBI's taxonomy places the organism in Eukaryota, Metazoa, Chordata, Mammalia, Rodentia, Muridae. The transcript has 3 exons.